GAUCCUACUAAAAAGCCUAUCUUCUCUUGUUACCAACACCAUCCAUGCACAUCAUAACCCACUCAUGAUCUAAUCACUUUACUUUUUCUCUCUGUUCUCUUUUCUGGGCUUUUUUUUUUGGAACUAAGAUCUUCACCCUAAGCUCACACACUAUGUUGAGAACCACGGCUUUGCCUGAUUUAUCCUUGCAGAUUAGCCCACCAUCACUUUCAGAUAGCAAGGCGAAGGAAAUGGCCUACAAUGGGUUAUCAUCAACCACUGAUUCCGGCAGCAGCGGAAGCGAUUUCAGCCACGAAAAUGGAUAUAGUAAUCCUGGAGAGCUCACGUUGAGCUUAGGGUUUGAAAUGGCUGAUCAUCUCGGUCCUUCCCAUUUACAGCAACCCAGGAACCUUAACCAUCACCAUCACUACCAAUAUCAGCCUCAAAUCUAUGGUCAUGAUUUCAAGAGAAGUUCAAGAACGAUAAAUGGAGCGAGAAGAAGCAUCCGGGCUCCCAGGAUGCGAUGGACUACAACCCUCCAUGCUCAUUUUGUUCAUGCAGUCCAGCUUCUUGGAGGCCAUGAAAGAGCAACACCGAAAUCUGUCUUAGAGUUGAUGAAUGUCAAGGAUCUAACCCUAGCUCACGUGAAGAGUCAUUUGCAGUGGGAAUGUAUGACUGUAUGA
Messenger RNA from Hibiscus syriacus, 662 nucleotides. RefSeq names its product probable transcription factor KAN4. The transcript is spliced from 3 exons. Gene Ontology annotation, molecular function: transcription cis-regulatory region binding. NCBI's taxonomy places the organism in Eukaryota, Viridiplantae, Streptophyta, Magnoliopsida, Malvales, Malvaceae. The coding region runs from base 153 to 662 and encodes 169 amino acids. The record is from RefSeq and is a predicted model, not a curated record. Gene Ontology annotation, biological process: abaxial cell fate specification; regulation of DNA-templated transcription. Gene Ontology annotation, cellular component: nucleus.